Molecule: messenger RNA, 2199 nt
Organism: Trypanosoma grayi
Lineage: Eukaryota; Euglenozoa; Kinetoplastea; Trypanosomatida; Trypanosomatidae
Exons: 1
Coding region: 1-2199 (732 amino acids)
Source: RefSeq, a predicted model, not a curated record
AUGAGUUGGCUUAAGGCACUGGAGAGUGUCUGCGGGCGGGCGGCCGCCCGUCCACCGCGGCGGACCUCACUCUUGGAGUCUGCAGUGGCGCGCCGCCUCGCACCAGCGACGAGUAGAAACGCGUUGCAGCAGCAGCAGCAGCAACCUCCACUCGUGGCAGAGGUGGGGCCGUCCACAGCUGCCCUACACCGCGUCAGCAGCACCUGGAGCAGCUCCCUCGCUGUCAUUCAAUUCUCGCAACCCGAUUCGAGUUGCGGUCUGACAUGGAAAAUGCACCGACUUCCACUACAGCUUGCCGCGCAAUGCGUUGCUAUUCUUUUAGAGGCUGGGCAAUCGGCCACCGCCCUCGAUGUUCUGCGAUGUUGGCAGCCACCAGCUGUCAAACCUCGGAUACGAGCAAAGUUGCACGCGACAGUGAAGCUAAAGAAGGCGCUGGAGACGCUAAGUGUCAUUGGUGAUGUAGAGACGCUUCGCACGGUUAUAUCGGUGCUCCACCAGUCGGUGAUGGAGCAGCACCAAAAACGUCGCUCCCGAGUAAGUUGCUCCUCUGCCGAUGUGGCUACAAGGAGUUCGGAAUCGGAGGAGGUGGGGGAGGAGAGUUACAGAUUCUUUUCGACACUGGGAGCACGGCGAACACGUGUGCUGUUCGUGGAGGCCGUCCACGAACUUCUCCUGCAAGACGAGAGCGUAGUACCUCUGCACGAAAAACUCACGUGGAUUAAUGCAGCGACGGUUGCAACAAGGUCGAAAAAGUCAGGCACUCAGGUGCCAUACCUUAUUCCAUUCAUCUUGCAAGAUGAUUUUAGGAGUGUCAUUGAGCAGAGCCCCUCGUAUGAUGAGGGUCUCUUGCAGCAGGUGGGGCCGGCUUUCGCCAGUGGCUUCCUCCACCCCACACAGUGUAGUCCCCUGGAUAUCCUAUGCACACCACGAAGUGAGCUGAAGCGUCUCCACAAAAAAGGCCUAGACCCUUCCGGUGAGCUCUGGGCGGAGAUGAAGCAUCUCGUCGGUGCCACAUCGCCCGCUGUUCAGCAGGGCAGCCAAAUUGUGGCCCUGAUUGACGCCGUCUGCCGUGCCGAUGCGACGUACAACCUGCGGUCUGGGCGCCACCGGUCAUACCCCGUUUUGACGGAGGAGCAGCGUCUGUUGCGGCGCCACUUUGUCUCGCAGCUUCGAUCGCCACGGUCGUCCACGCGGCGGGAGUGGAGCCGGGCACUGCUGCGGCACCCGCGUCUUCUUCUCCGUCUUGGCUUGUCACCGCUGAUGGUUUUCCGCGUGUGUGCACUAACGUUCCGCAGUUUUCGUGUGCACACCCCUUUUGCACGCUGCUGCAUGCCGUUGUUGCGGCAGCUGCGGCGGGUGGGGCGUGACGAGGAUGCCGCGCGGCUCGUGUGGAACCACCUCUCUGUCGUGGAUCCCAAGCUCGCUGCACUUUUCGCUGCACGCCCUCUAGCGCUGGACGAUGCCGUGGCAGUUGUGUGCCUCACCAUGCGUCGCGGUGUGAGGGGCCGCAGGGAUCCGUGGAUGGGGCACCGCUCACUCGCGGUGCUGCGCGUCGCAGCCGCGGCCGACCUGCUGACACCGGCGCACUGUGUUCCCACCUGCGCCGCCGCCCUCGACUGCGGUGUGCACUUUGCCACCGUGCAGCAAAUCAUUGGGGAGGUGUUUGGCAGCGACAGUGACACGGCAAGGUGGGUGCUGAAUAUGGUUAGGCUCACAGCCGAUAGCCAUGCGACGCGUCUCUUGGUGCCGAUGGAGAAUCUCUCACACACCGCCGUCAUGCGCAGUCUGCUGCGGCGAUACGCAUACGAAGCUGCGACGGUGGGUUCGUCGCCGUCGGUGGAAGUGUGCGUGCCAUCUCGCAGCAAGCUUCUGGCGUUGUGGACGAUGGUGAACGAUGAUGUUAUGAGUGUUUCUCUGCGCCGAUUGAUUUGCCGGCUUUUCCUGGACGAGGAAGCCCAAAUGACAGUUGAGGAUAUGAAUGAGAUGCGGCAACCCAUUCAACAUGUGGUAAAUAGUCUUUUCCGUGAGGAGAUUCUGGCGUCCGUUGCCGCCAACUGCACGACAACGAACAGCUACCUUAUUAUUAUGAACGCACUUGAUUCGCGGCGUCGACUGCGCAACACCCAGCGGUGCGCUCAGCUCCUGCUGAGCGAGGUGGACGAUGAGAGUGUGGAGGUGUUGCUGCCAACAGCCGGCUGA